Messenger RNA from Syngnathus typhle (broad-nosed pipefish), 4138 nucleotides. RefSeq names its product neuronal cell adhesion molecule a (gene nrcama). Gene Ontology annotation, biological process: cell-cell adhesion; brain development. NCBI's taxonomy places the organism in Eukaryota, Metazoa, Chordata, Actinopteri, Syngnathiformes, Syngnathidae. The transcript has 31 exons. The record is from RefSeq and is a predicted model, not a curated record. Gene Ontology annotation, molecular function: cell-cell adhesion mediator activity. Bases 56 to 4138 code for a protein of 1360 amino acids.
GCCAUCUUGUAAACGACCAUCUCUAUCGUACGUGGAAGCUUGAGAAUGUCGUUGAAUGGGAGACCCGGCUGUCACCAGAAGUUCUGCACGAGCCUGGGGUGACUCGUUUUCCGUGGGAGAGCGAGUGAAUGCCGAACACAAAGACGACACUGCGCCUUUGGAAAUCAGAUCAGAGCCAUUUCCUGGUAGGGAAGAGCUCCGGCCGCACCUUCGCAGGGUGGAGCCUGUCACAAUGGACUUCCCCGUGGUCCACCUGAUCAUGGGCAAGAGUACGAUGAGAUCCUCAGGCUCUGGAGCGGUUCUUCUCAUGAUCUUCUUGAGUCACCUGACAGCGGCGCUGGAAGUGCCCCUUGAUCCUAAGGUCCUGGAAGGAUUGCCCCAGCCCCCCACUAUCACGCUGCAAUCCCCAAAGGAUUACAUCUUCGACCCACGGGAGGACAUCAUCAUCCACUGUGAAGCCAAGGGGAAGCCUCACCCCAGCUUUUCUUGGACGAGGAACGGGAGCCAUUUUGAUGUGGAGCAAGACUCCAAAGUUCUAAUGAAGCCCGGUUCGGGAACUCUGGUCAUCGACAUCAGCGGGGAAAAGGCCGAGGCCUACGAGGGAACGUACCAAUGCACGGCCCACAAUGACCAGGGCACGGCUAUCUCCAACAACAUCGUCAUCAGACAGUCCAGGUCCCCCUUGUGGUCGAAAGAAAGACUUGAGCCCAUCACGGUGCAGACCGGGGUCUCGCUGGUGCUGCAAUGCCACCCCCCGGAAGGGCUGCCCCCUCCCGUUAUAUUUUGGAUGGAUAACAUUUUCCAGAGGCUGCCGCUGGACAAUCGAGUGACCCAGGCCCUGAACGGAGACUUGUACUUUUCCAACGUCCUCCCGGAGGACAAUAGGAACGACUACAUCUGCUACGCCCGCUUCCCGUAUACGCAAACCAUUCAGCAGAAGCAGCCCAUCUCCGUCACGGUGCUGCAAACCUUCCCGGCAGGACAGCGGCGUCCCGAUUUCAUGACUCCUUUAGGCGCCACCAGCACCAAGAUGGUCCUGCGAGGGGAGACCCUCGAGCUGGAAUGCAUCGCCGAAGGCUUGCCCACUCCGGAGAUGUCUUGGCAGAAAGACGGCGGGGAGCUGGCAACCAGCAGAGUUUCUUUCCUGAACUACAAGAAGACGGUUAAGAUUUUGGAUGUAAGCGAAAGCGACGGCGGCGACUACACCUGCACGGCGACCAACCGCCUGGGCACGGCACACCACAUCAUCAAGGUCGCCGUUAAAGCUGCUCCAUUCUGGAUCAGCGCUCCCAGGAACUUGAUCCUGGCCCCAAAUGAGACCGGCAUCCUGACUUGUCGAGUCAGCGGAGACCCCAAGCCGGAUAUUAGUUGGUUUGUCAAUGGAAUCCCAAUACAGAAUGCUCCCGAGGACCCCACUCGCAAGGUGGAUGGCGACACGGUCAUCCUCAGCCGUGUGCAAACCAGCUCCAGCGCCGUUUACCAGUGUAACGCCUCAAACGAAUUCGGCUACCUUAUCGCCAACGCGUUUGUCAGCGUGCUCGCGGAGCCCCCGAGGGUGCUCACUCCUCCCAACCAAGUGUACAAGGUCAUCACCAACAGUCCCGCUUUACUCCACUGCGCCACUUUCGGCUCACCCAUACCAACCAUCACAUGGUUCAAAGAUCGACAAACCAGCAUCAAGAGCGAAGACCCCUACGUGAUCCACGAGAACGGCACGCUGGAGAUCAACGUGGCCCAAUCGCAGAACAGCGGCAAGUACACGUGCAUUGCUAGCAACAACCUGGGCAUCAAGGAGAACCACGUUUUCCUGGAGGUCAAAGAGCCCACGCGUAUCCUGAAGCAGCCCGAGUACAAGGUGGUGCAACGAGGCAUGAGCGCCAUCUUCGAGUGUAAAGUCAAGCACGACCCGUCCCUCGUCCCCACCAUGAUCUGGUUGAAAAACAGCGGCGAGCUGCCAGACGACGAGAGGUUUGAGGUGGACACCGACAGUUUGAUGAUUAAAGACGUCACGGAGGAAGACGAGGGCACUUACACGUGCAUCAUGAACACCACCCUGGACCGGGACUCGGCCAGCGCCACGCUUACAGUCGUCGAGAAACCUGACCCGCCAACUGAUCUGGAACUCACUGACCAGACAGAACGGAGUAUUCAGCUCACCUGGAUCCCUGGAGAUGAACACAACAGUGCCACGCAGAAUUUUUUGAUCCAGUACGAGGAUUUGCUGCACCAGCCCGGCAUCUGGGUCAACAUGACAGAAGUGGCUGGUACGAGCACCACGGCGCAACUGGAACUCUCGCCGUACGUCUACUACUCCUUCCGGGUUCUGGCCAAGAACCAGGUGGGCUACAGCCAACCCAGCCAGCCAUCACGCCAGUACAGAACCAACCCGGCGGCACCUGAUGAGAAUCCUUCAAAUGUUCAUGGAGAAGGAACAGAACCUGGCAACCUGGUCAUCUCCUGGACAUCGCUGACAGGAUUCCAAUCCAACGGGCCCGGUCUGGAGUACAAAGUGCUUUGGCGCCAGAUGGACGUGGAUCAAGAAUGGUCCUCCAAUACGGUGGCUAACGCCUCACAAUACGUCGUGUCCGGAGUUCCCGUCUACGUUCCCUACGAGAUCAAAGUCCAAGCGCUCAACGACUACGGCAACGGGCCGGAAGCCGAGGUCGUCGUCGGAUACUCCGGGGAAGACUUGCCUUUGUCCGCCCCUGAUGGUGUCCUGGUCACGGUUGACAACAGCACAAUGGCUAAAGUGCAUUGGGAGCCGGUGUCGCCUAACUCGGUUCGUGGGAAACUUAAAGGCUACAAGGUAUACUAUCGGCGCCAACGAGGCCUGGAGGAGGAUGUGGAUCAAGACUCCCAAGACCAAGUUCUGACCUUCAGCGAGAAUCAGACCGAGGGAAGCUUAGCGGGCUUGCAGCCCUACAGCCUCUACAACAUCUUCAUCAGGGUCUUGAAUAGCAAAGGAGAAGGUCCUCAGAGUCAGGACAAGCAAUUUGAGACCCUCGAGGGAGUUCCAGGACCACCGUCUUUUUUAAACGUCUUGAAUACCAGUUUGGACUCGCUCACUCUGGAAUGGGGUCCACCACUGAAGAAAAAUGGACGCCUUAUUGGGUACACGCUGAAAUACCAGCCAGUCAUUAACAGCACGGAAGUGGGGCCGGCCACCGUCCUGGAUUUCCCGCUCAACGAGACCACGGUGGCGUUGGACAACCUCAACUCCAGCGUCCUCUACAAGUUCCACCUGAGUGCAAAGACCAUCAAAGGCGCUGGCGCCAAUUUCACCAAAGAGGCCUCCAGCGUCAAGGAAACAACUCAUAUUCAGCCCACUGUCCAGACGGGCAAAGGCCCCACUGAGCCCCCUCCUCACCCAACCUCCCCCGUCACUCAAUCUACGCACCCCCCGCUUCGCAAGGCGCCCUCUGUGGCUCCCGUUUUUGGCAUAGUAAACACAUCAGUAUGGGAGGAGUGCGCCAUGAUCACUUGGGAAUACUUUGGACACCAUAAGAACAUUUAUGUGGAAUACACGGUAGAAAACAGUAAAGAGGACUGGAAAAGGGAGUCGGUAAACGGCUCUCACUCGCAUAUUUUAAAAGGCUUAAAACCGGGGACGUCCUAUAGGGUGCGCGUGGUCGCUCGAGACCCGGCCGGGGCGGCGCCCCACACCACCACUGAAGAGGUGGUUACAGUGCCAGCCGUGGCCAGUCGGCACGUGGACAUCGCCACCCAGGGCUGGUUCAUCGGGCUGAUGUGCGCCAUCGCCCUGCUCAUCCUGGUGCUCCUCAUCGUCUGCUUCAUCAAGAGGAACAAGGGCGGAAAAUAUCCAGUGAAAGAGAAAGAAGAAGCCCACCAAGACCCGGAGAUCCAACCCAUGAAGGAGGACGACGGCACAUUUGGAGAAUACAGUGACACGGAGGACCACAAGCCGCUGAAGGGCAGCCGGACGCCGUCCAACGGCACGGUGCGGCGUGACGAGAGCGACGACAGCCUGGUGGACUACGGAGAAGGCGGGGACGGCCAGUUCAACGAGGACGGCUCCUUCAUCGGCCAGUACAGCGGCAAGAAGGAGAAAGACACGCACGAGGGCAACGAAAGCUCCGAGGCGCCGUCGCCCGUCAACGCCAUGAACUCUUUUGUCUAA